AAGCCAUUGCGCUUCAUGACUUUUAUUUUGGAAAGCAUCCCGCACGUCCUGGUUUAUUGUCUGCCUCAGGAUAAAAAGAGAGACAUUAAAAUGAGUAAUCCACUGAGAGGUGAAGUUAUAAGAUUGUACAAAAAUCUUCUGUAUCUUGGACGGGACUAUCCAAAAGGCACUACAUACUUCAGGGAGCGUCUGAAAGCAGCUUUCAUGAAGAACAAAGAUGUCACCGAUCCUGAGAAAAUCAAAAAGCUGGUUGACCGUGGAGAGUUUGUGAUCAAAGAACUCGAGGCACUUUACUUCCUCAGGAAAUACAGAGCAAUGAAGAAACGCUACUAUGAACCAGAGCAUUAAACGAUGUCUCUGACAUAUAUACUGUACAGUCUGCCACAUGUGACAAAGGUUAAAUCAUUAUUUUCUGUACAUUUCUGAAUGUCUCUAUUUGAUGUGUUGCACUAUAACAGAUUUGGACAUAAACAUUUAUAUUUACUA
Messenger RNA from Cyprinus carpio (common carp), 486 nucleotides. Its product is annotated as LYR motif-containing protein 5A-like. Gene Ontology annotation, biological process: respiratory electron transport chain. Gene Ontology annotation, cellular component: mitochondrion. The record is from RefSeq and is a predicted model, not a curated record. NCBI's taxonomy places the organism in Eukaryota, Metazoa, Chordata, Actinopteri, Cypriniformes, Cyprinidae.